Alligator sinensis (Chinese alligator) is the source of this 10912-nucleotide messenger RNA. RefSeq lists its product as uncharacterized. NCBI's taxonomy places the organism in Eukaryota, Metazoa, Chordata, Crocodylia, Alligatoridae. The record is from RefSeq and is a predicted model, not a curated record. Gene Ontology annotation, cellular component: membrane.
AAACAUUUUCAGGUGACUUGGAGAAGCAAAAGAAAAUGACAGUCCUUCUAGGUAUUAUGAGAGACCACCUGGCAAAGAAAGAUGCAAGUAUAGCUGGAGCUCUGGCAAAACGGGCAUGAUGAUGGUCUUCACUUGGAUGCUAUUGUUAAGUUCAGGAGUUCUGGCAACUACUACAGAUACAAGAUCUACAACCACCACUACAACUGAGUUUACUACAACACCUGAACCUACCACCUAUACAAGAUCUACAACCACCACUACAACUGAGUUUACUACAACACCUGAAACUACCACCUAUCAAACUAUAGGCGAUGUACUACUUGUGCAACUCACGAAUGGGCCAAACAGAUGUGCAGGUCGUGUUGAAAUAUUUUAUUUUGGAAGCUGGUAUAAAGUUUGUGGCUCUUUAUGGGAUAUGAACGAUGCACGGGUUUUGUGCAGACAACUUAAUUGUGGCUCAGCUGUUGCUGCGUUGAGAAAUUCCUAUUAUGGUGAAGGCUGGUUAUAUCCUCUGAUGACAGCAGUGAACUGCACUGGCUCUGAACAUUUUUUAUGGGAGUGUCCUUAUCAACAUUGGCCCCGUUCAUGUGACUAUUAUGGGGAUGCCAGUGUGAUAUGUUCAGAUUCUGGAGUGACAGCACCUCCAGAAAGAGGUAAGUCCGAAUUUGAGCUAAGCUGUAAAUGGUUUAUAGACCUGACCCUGCAGGGUGAUACAGAAUACCAAAGAAAUGGGGGUCAGCCAAUCCCUACAGAAUGGGCUGAAAACUCAUACAGCCUCAGAUUGGUGAAUGGAAGCAAUAGAUGUGAGGGGCGCAUAGAAAUUUAUCACAAUGGAAACUGGGGGACAGUUUGUGAUGAUUCGUGGGAUCAAAGAGAUGCCCAGGUUGUGUGCAGGCAGCUUGGAUGUGGCCUGGCCGCUUCAGCGCCAGGAAAUGCAUAUUUUGGCCAAGGCUCAGGAUCUAUUCACCUGGACGAUGUGCAGUGUUCAGGGAAUGAGUCAUUCCUCUGGCAAUGUCCUCACCGUGGAUGGGGCACACACAACUGUGCUCAUGGUGAAGAUGCUGGUGUCAUCUGCUCAGCUACCACUACAACAACGCAGACGCCUGGAACAGGGAACUAUUCCUGUGGUGGAUUGCUGACACAAUCAUAUGGCACAUUUUCCAGUCCAUUCUAUCCUGGAAACUAUUCAAAUAACAUGAAUUGUGUGUGGCGAAUCCAAGUAUCCUCGGGCCGCCUCAUAAAUCUCACGUUUACGGAUGUUCAGCUGGAAGGUGAUUCUUGCCAAUAUGAUUACAUUGAGGUCUAUGAUACAGGCUUUUAUGGGCUCACGUUACUUGGGAGAGUGUGUAAUGAUUCCAUGCACACGAUUACAUCGCUCUCAAACAAACUGAUGGUUCAGUUUCACAGUGAUGGUAGUGUCACAAGAAGAGGUUUCCGGGCAGUAUAUUAUUCAUUUCUCGAAUAUGACAAUAGUACCAGCCUCAGAUUGGUGAAUGGAAGCAAUAGAUGUGAGGGGCGCAUAGAAAUUUAUCACAAUGGAAACUGGGGGACAGUUUGUGAUGAUUCGUGGGAUCAAAGAGAUGCCCAGGUUGUGUGCAGGCAGCUUGGAUGUGGCCUGGCCGCUUCAGCGCCAGGAAAUGCAUAUUUUGGCCAAGGCUCAGGAUCUAUUCACCUGGACGAUGUGCAGUGUUCAGGGAAUGAGUCAUUCCUCUGGCAAUGUCCUCACCGUGGAUGGGGCACACACAACUGUGCUCAUGGUGAAGAUGCUGGUGUCAUCUGCUCAGCUCCCACUACAACAACACAGACGCCUGCAUCAGCAAGGCCUUCUUGUGGUGGUUUACUUUCAAAUUCAUCUGGGACAUUUCACAGCCCAUUCUAUCCUGGAAAUUAUGCAGGCAAUGCCAACUGUGUAUGGGAAAUACAAGUAAUGAACAAUUACCGUGUAACGGUCACAUUCAGAGAUAUUACGUUGGAAGGUGGUCAAUGCCAAUAUAACUACAUUGAAGUGUAUGAUGGACCAUUGUAUACCUCUCCAUUGCUUGGGAGAAUUUGUUAUGCUUCUGUUAUCACCUACACAUCGUCCUCAAACUUGAUGACUGUUCGGUUUCACGGUGACUACAGCUACGCAGCCAGAGGGUUUUCGGCUGACUAUUACUCCAUUCCAGCAGAUCAGAAUACUACGCUCCUGUGCUUGCCAGAAUACAUGAAGGCAGUUGUUAGCAGAGCCUACCUCAGUUCACAAGGCUACUCUGCAUGGGAUGUCAGCUUGAAUGACCCUUCUUGUAGACCAACAAUUACACCAUACUAUGUUAUUUUUGAUAUACCAUACACCCGCUGUGGCACCAGAAGAGAGGGAGACAACAAUACAAUCACUUAUACCAACCAGAUCACAGUAACCUCUUCUGGUUACAUAAUCAAAAGACAAAAGGACCUUCAUGUGCAUGUCAACUGCAAAAUGCUCCAGAACACCUGGGUACAAGUUAUGUAUGUUGCUGACAAUGUUAUUGAGGUCAACGAAACUCAGUACAGCAGAUACAAUGUGAACCUGACAUUUUAUAGAUCAUCAUCAUUCUCACAGCCAGUCUAUGACUGGCCAUACUACGUUGAUUUAAACCAGAAUCUAUUCCUUCAAGCGUAUCUUCACAGCUCUGACUCGAAUCUGGUGUUGUUUGUGGACACGUGUGUAGCAUCCCCUGAUCCCAAUGAUUUUACAACUACAUCAUAUGAUUUAAUCAGGAAUGGCUGCAUUAGAGAUUCUACGUACAGGACAUACUACUCAGGCUACAAUUACAAGGCCCGGUUUAAAUUUAAUGCCUUCCAUUUUAUUAACUGGCAUCCAUCUGUUUACUUGCAAUGCCAGAUGGUGGUGUGCAGGGCAUAUGAUUAUUCCUCCCGUUGCUACCAGGGCUGCCUCUCUCGGUCCAAGAGAGAUACCGGCUCUUCUCAUGAAAAAGUGACUGUUGUUGUUGGCCCGAUUCAGCUUCGGAGAGAUGGCAGCCAGAACAGGAAUGCUGAACCGGACUUUUCAGACCAUCAGAAAAAUGUGGAUACGGAUAAUUCAUUUAUUGCUCCUGUUGAAAAUCACUUCGUUCCAUUUGUUGUUGCUGCUGCGGUCCUGGCAGUUGCAGUUAUCACUCUUGCUGGGUUUCUUUUGAAAAACAAAAUGGAGAAGAAAGAGGUUCCCUACAAGAUAAUGAUUGCCCAGAGGGAUCAGGUGCUAACACAACCACAAUUUCACCAUGGUUCAAUGCAACAGGUAAUUCUUGUAUGUCGUCAUACUACAGGCACUUCUGACCCAUGGGCACCUACCACAGGAACAACCAUCCGACUGGUGAAUGGAAGGAACAGAUGCGAGGGCCGUGUAGAAAUCAGUUACAAUGGAGCCUGGGGGACGGUUUGUGAUGAUUCCUGGGAUUUCAGCGAUGCUGAGGUUGUGUGCAGGCAGCUUGGAUGUGGCUCCGCCCUUUCCUCCCCACAAAGUGCCUACUUUGGUCAAGGCUCUGGGUAUACACCUGGAAAGGAGUCCUAUCUCGGCCAAUGCCCUCACCGGGGCGGGGAAAGCCAUAACUGUGGACAUAGUGAAGAUGCUGGUGUCAUCUGUUCAGGUGCUUAUGCAACCAGCACAACCACAAGGCCGACAUGGGCUACGUCAAGAGGUCGUCAUACUACAGGCACUUCUGACCCAUGGGCACCUACCACAGGAAUAACCAUCCGACUGGUGAAUGGAAGGAACAGUUGCGAGGGCCGUGUAGAAAUCAGUUACAAUGGAGCCUGGGGGACGGUUUGUGAUGAUUCCUGGGAUUUCAGCGAUGCUGAGGUUGUGUGCAGGCAGCUUGGAUGUGGCUCCGCCAUUUCAUCCCCGCAAAGUGCCUACUUUGGUCAAGGCUCUGGGUAUAUUCACCUGGAUGAUGUGCAGUGCAGAGGAAAUGAGUGCUAUCUCUGGCAAUGCCCUCACCAGGGCUGGGGAAGCCAUAACUGUGGACAUAGUGAAGAUGCUGGUGUCAUCUGUUCAGGUAUACCCCGAAUAACCAUCCGACUGGUGAAUGGAAGGAACAGUUGCGAGGGCCGUGUAGAAAUCAGUUACAAUGGAGCCUGGGGGACGGUUUGUGAUGAUUCCUGGGAUUUCAGCGAUGCUGAGGUUGUGUGCAGGCAGCUUGGAUGUGGCUCCGCCAUUUCAUCCCCGCAAAGUGCCUACUUUGGUCAAGGCUCUGGGUAUAUUCACCUGGAUGAUGUGCAGUGCAGAGGAAAUGAGUGCUAUCUCUGGCAAUGCCCUCACCAGGGCUGGGGAAGCCAUAACUGUGGACAUAGUGAAGAUGCUGGUGUCAUCUGUUCAGGAAUAACCAUCCGACUGGUGAAUGGAAGGAACAGUUGCGAGGGCCGUGUAGAAAUCAGUUACAAUGGAGCCUGGGGGACGGUUUGUGAUGAUUCCUGGGAUUUCAGCGAUGCUGAGGUUGUGUGCAGGCAGCUUGGAUGUGGCUCCGCCAUUUCAUCCCCGCAAAGUGCCUACUUUGGUCAAGGCUCUGGGUAUAUUCACCUGGAUGAUGUGCAGUGCAGAGGAAAUGAGUGCUAUCUCUGGCAAUGCCCUCACCAGGGCUGGGGAAGCCAUAACUGUGGACAUAGUGAAGAUGCUGGUGUCAUCUGUUCAGGAAUAACCAUCCGACUGGUGAAUGGAAGGAACAGAUGCGAGGGCCGUGUAGAAAUCAGUUACAAUGGAGCCUGGGGGACGGUUUGUGAUGAUUCCUGGGAUUUCAGCGAUGCUGAGGUUGUGUGCAGGCAGCUUGGAUGUGGCUCCGCCAUUUCAUCCCCGCAAAGUGCCUACUUUGGUCAAGGCUCUGGGUAUAUUCACCUGGAUGAUGUGCAGUGCAGAGGAAAUGAGUGCUAUCUCUGGCAAUGCCCUCACCAGGGCUGGGGAAGCCAUAACUGUGGACAUAGUGAAGAUGCUGGUGUCAUCUGUUCAGGUGCUUAUGCAACCAGCACAACCACGAGGCCAACAUGGGCUACGUCAAGAGAAAGUUAUUCUUGUGGUGGCAUACUUUCAAAUUCAUCUGGGACAUUUCACAGCCCAUUCUAUCCUGCAUAUUAUCCAAACAAUGCCAACUGUGUAUGGGAAAUAGAAGUAAUGAGCAAUUUCCGUAUAACUGUCAUGUUCAGAAAUAUUAUGAUGCAAAGUAGUCAGUGUCGAGAUGAUUACAUUGAGGUGUACGAUGGGCCACUAUAUACAUCUCCAUUGCUUGGGAGAAUUUGUUAUGGUUCCACUUACACUUUUACGUCAUCCUCAAAUUUGAUGACCGUUCGAUUUCAUAGUGACUACAGCUACGCAAACAGAGGGUUUUGGGCUGACUAUUACUCCACACCAGCAGAUCAGAAUACUACGCUUCUGUGCUUGCCAGAAUACAUGAAGGCAGUUGUUAGCAGAGCCUACCUCAGUUCACAAGGCUACUCUGCAUGGGAUGUCAGCUUGAAUGACCCUUCUUGUAGACCAACAAUUACACCAUACUAUGUUAUUUUUGAUAUACCAUACACCCGCUGUGGCACCAGAAGAGAGGGAAACAGCAAUUCGAUCAGCUACUCCAAUAUGAUAAAAGCAAAUCCUUCUGGCAACUUUAUCACAAGACAAAAUGAUCUUCAUUUGCGUGUCACCUGCAAAAUGCUCCAGAAUUCCUGGAUACAAGUAAUGUAUCUUGUUGAUGCCAAAAAUGUUACAGAGGUCAAUGAAACUCAGUACAGCAGAUAUGAUGUGAACCUUACAUUUUAUAGAUCAUCAUCAUUCUCACAGCCAGUCUAUGACUCGCCAUACUACGUUAACUUGAACCAGAAUCUAUUUCUUCAAGCUAAUCUUCACAGCUCUGACUCAAAUCUGGUGUUGUUUGUGGACACAUGUAUAGCAUCUCCUAAUCCCAAUGAUUUUACAACUGUGAUCUAUGACAUAAUCAGGAAUGGUUGCAUUAGAGAUUCUUCCUACACUACAUACUAUUCACCCUACAGUUACAUGGCCCGGUUUAAAUUUAAUGCCUUCCAGUUUAUUGGCAGACAUCCAUCUGUUUACCUGCAGUGUAAGAUGGUGGUGUGUAGGGCAUAUGAUUAUUCCUCCCGAUGCAACCAGGGAUGUCUCUUUCGUUCCAAAAGAGGUGCCAGACAUUACCAGAAACAAAUAGAUGUAGUCGUUGGACCCAUUCAGCUUCAGAGUGAUGGCAUCAAAAAUAGGAAUGCUGGGAAUUCUGGCAAGAUGGACACUGCCACAAUCCUCACUUUGACGUUACUGUUGAGUCCAGGAAUCCUGCAGGCUUCCACAGGUGACAGGCUCCGACUGGUGAAUGGAAGGCAUGCAUGUGAGGGGCGUGUAGAAAUUAAUCAUAAUGGAUCCUGGGGAACAGUUUGUGAUGAUGAAUGGGACCAAAAUGAUGCUCAAGUUGUCUGCAGGCAGCUUCAAUGUGGACGGGCCAUUUCAGCACCAGGAAGCGCCCGUUUUGGUCCAGGCACUGGGAAUAUUUUCCUUGAUGAUGUGGCAUGCAGAGGGGAUGAAAUCUCUCUCCAGCAGUGUAGACACAGAGGGUGGGGCUUACACAACUGUCAACAUGGAGAAGAUGCUGGCGUCAUCUGUUCAAGAGUUGCCAGUACACAUACUCCAACACUACAUAGAACUAAUAUCCUCACCUCGCCUAUUAUGAGUACCCCAGUGCCAUCUAGUAUGACUGACAUCAGCCUGCUUUUUACAAGGACCCCAGCACAGACAGAGGUGUUCAGCACACGUACCCUGGUUCCAUCCAUGACAGGAAAAUAUUCUUGUGGUGGCUUACUUUCCAGCUCAUCUGGGGAGUUUACUAGCCCAUUUUAUCCUGAAAAUUAUCCAAACAGUGCUGAUUGCAUAUGGGAAAUACAAGUAGAAAGCAAUAGCCGUGUAACACUCACUUUCAGAGAUGUUGUGAUACAAGGAGUUGGAUGCCAAUAUGAUUACAUUGAAGUGUAUGAUGGACCACUAAAUACCUCUCCUUUGCUUGGGAGAAUUUGUCAUGGCUCUAUUUUCAUCUACACAUCAUCCUCAAACUUGAUUACCGUUCACUUCCACAGUGACAACAGCUACACAAGCAGUGGGUUUCAUGCUGACUAUUACUCUACACCAGAAAAUGACAAUACUACACUUGUGUGCAUGCCAGAACACAUGCAUGUGGCAAUUAGCAGAGACUAUCUCUACUCACAUGGCUACUCUACAGAAUAUAUCAGCUUGAAUGACCUUUACUGUAAACCAAAGAUGACAUCAUACCUUGUCGUAUUCGAUAUACCAUACAAUGGCUGUGGCACAAGGAGGGAGGGAAACAACAAUACUAUCACCUACGCUAACCUAAUCAAAGCAACCUCUUCAGGUAACACAAUUAAAAGACAAAAGGAUCUUCACUUGCAUGUCAACUGCAAAAUGCUCCAGGACACCUGGAUAAAAGUCAUGUAUCUUGCUGAAGAUGUUAUAGAGGUCAACGAAACUCAAUACAGCAGAUAUGAUGUGAACCUGACUUUUUAUGAAACAUCGUCAUUCUCACAGCCGAUCUACGACUCUCCGUACUAUGUUGAUUUGAACCAGAAUUUAUACCUUGAAGCUUAUCUUCACAGCUCUGACCCAAACCUGAUAAUGAUUGUGGAUACAUGUAUUACAUCCCCCGAUCCCAGUGAUUUUACAACAGUGACAUAUGAUAUAAUCAGGCGUGGGUGUGUUAGAGACUCUUCCUAUGCUACAUACUAUUCACCCCACACACACAUGGCCCGGUUUAAAUUUAAUGCCUUCCAGUUUAUUGGCAGACAUCCAUCUGUUUACCUGCAGUGUAAGAUGGCGGUGUGCAGGAGAGAUGAUUAUUCCUCCCGCUGCUACCAGGGCUGUCUCAGUCGUACCAGGAGAGAAACUAGCUCUUCUGAGGAAGAACUAUCUUUUGUUCUUGGGCCACUGAAGCUUCGAAAGAAGAACUGGGCCCAACAGAUCUGCUGGAAGACAUGGAUUCCCAUCGUUCAUUUAUUCCUUCUGCUGAUAAUCUCCGCUUAUAGUUAUUACAGUCCACUUAGAGUUAUUACCAUGGACCUAGCAAUUAUCACUCUUGCUAGUUCUCUUUUGGGAAGCAAAUUCAAGAAAGAGAUUCUUUAUGAGAUGAUGAAGAGAGAUGUAAAGGACAUAGGAAGAAUUUUCAGCACAAGUACCCCAGCACUGCCUAUAAUAAGUAACAUUACACUGCGUACUAUGAGUCCCCCAGCACCGCCUAUACUGAGUACCAUUGGACAGCCUAUUACAAGUACCCCAGGACCGCCUACACUGAGUACCAUUGGAUGGCCUACUACAAGUACUUCAGCACCGCCAAGAGUGAGUAACAUUACACUAGCUACUAUGAGUCCCCCAGCACCGCCUAUACUGAGUACCAUUGGACAGCCUAUUACAAGUACCCCAGGACCGCCUACACUGAGUACCAUUGGCUGGCCUACUACAGCUACUAUGAGUCCCCCAGCACCGCCUAUACUGAGUACCAUUGGACAGCCUAUUACAAGUACCCCAGGACCGCCUACACUGAGUACCAUUGGCUGGCCUACUACAGGUACUUCAGCACCACCAAUAGUGAGUAACAUUACACUGCGUACUAUGAGUCCCCCAGCACCGCCUAUACUGAGUACCAUUGGACAGCCUAUUACAAGUACCCCAGGACCGCCUACACUGAGUACCAUUGGAUGGCCUACUACAAGUACUUCAGCACCACCAAUAGUGAGUAACAUUACACUGCCUACUAUGAGUCCCCCAGCACCACCUAUACUGAGUACCAUUGGACAGCCUAUUACAAGUACCCCAGGACUGCCAAUACUGAGUACCACUGGAUGGCCAAUACUGAGUACCACUGGAUGGCCUAUUACAAGUACCCCAGGACCGCCUACGCUGAGUACCGUUGGAUGGCCUACUACAAGUACUUCAGCACCGCCAACACCAAGUAACAUUACACUGGCUACUAUGAGUCCCCCAGCACCGCCUAUACUGAGUACCAUUGGACAGCCUAUUACAAGUACCCCAGGACCGCCAAUACUGAGUACCACUGGAUGGCCUAUUACAAGCACCCCAGGACCGCCUACACUGAGUACCAUUAGAUGGCCUACUACAAGUACUUCAGCACCGCCAAUAGUGAGUAACAUUACACUGCCUACUAUGAGUCCCCCAGCACCGCCUAUACUGAGCACCAUUGAACAGCCUACUACAAGCACCCCAGCACCGCCUAUACUGAGUACCAUUGGACAGCCUACGAUGAGUACCUCAGCACCUCCUAUAAUCAGUAACAUUACACUGCCUACUAUGAGUACCCCAGUGCCACCUAUACUGAGUACCACUGGAUUGCUUGCUACGACUACCCCACCACUGCCUAUAAUGAGUACCACUGGGCUGCCUGCUAUGAGUACCCUAGCACCACCUAUAAUGAGCACCAUUACACUGUCUAGUAUGAAUACCCCAACUCUGCCUAUUAUGACUACCAUUAGACUGCCUACUAUGAGUACCCCAGUACCGCCUAUGAAUACCAUUGCACUGCCUACUACAACAAAUUAUUCUUGUGGUGGCUUUCUUGCCAACUCAUCUGGGGCAUUUACUAGCCCAUUCUAUCCUGGAAAUUAUCCAAACAGUGCUGCUUGCAUAUGGGAAAUACAAGUAGACAGCAAUAGCCAUAUAACACUCGUUUUCAGAGAUGUUGUGAUGCAAGGAGUUGGAUGCCAAUAUGAUUACAUUGAAUUGUAUGAUGGACCACUAAAUAUAUCUCCUUUGCUUGGGAGAAUUUGUCAUGGCUCUGUUUUCACCUACACAUCAUCCUCAAACUUGAUGACUGUUCGCUUCCACACUGAUGACAGCUAUACAAGCAGUGGGUUUCAUGCUAACUAUUACUCCACACCAGCAGAUCACAAUACUACACUUGUGUGCAUGCCAGAACACAUGCAUGUGGCAAUUAGCAGAGACUACGUCCACUCACAAGGCUACUCUACAAAGGAUAUCAGCUUGAAUGACCUUUACUGUAAACCAAAGAUCACACCACACUAUGUCAUAUUCGAUAUACCAUAUAAUGGCUGUGGCACAAGGAGGGAGGAAAACAGCAAUAUUAUCACCUACACUAAUCUAAUCAAAGCAACCUCUUCUGGUAACACAAUCAAAAGACAAAAGGAUCUUCACUUGCGUGUUAACUGCAAAAUGCUCCAGGACACCUGGAUACAAGUCAUGUAUCUUGCUGACAAAGUUAUAGAGAUAUGUAAUAAUACUAUUUACAUAAAUGAAACUCAGUAUGGCAAAUUUGACGUGAACAUUUCAUUUUUUGAGUCGUCAUAUUUCUUGAAACAAGUUUCUGCUUCGCCAUAUUACGUUGACCUAAAUCAGGAUUUGUUUCUUCAAGCAACUCUCUACAGUUCUGAUCCAAAUCUGGUGAUAUUUAUAGACACGUGUGUGGCAUCUCCAUAUCCUGAUGACUUCACAAACCUGACUUAUGAUUUAAUCAAGAGUGGUUGUCCAGUAGAUCCCACCUACAACACAUACUAUUCACCAAACAGCAGCAUUGUUCGUUUCAAAUUUAAUGCCUUCAAGUUUCUGAACAGACAUUCUGAAGUUUACUUGCAGUGCCAGAUGGUUAUAUGCAGCAAAAAUGAUCUUUCUUCUCGAUGCUACCAGGGAUGUCUUGCUAGACACAAAAGGGAUACAAGUUCCUAUCAGAAAAAAAUGGAUGUCAUUGUGGGGCCAGUUCAACUUCAAAGCAAAACAGAGGACACCAAACUGGGUUCAGACAACAACGUGCUUCUGGGAACACAGAAUAUCCACAGCCCGUUUUUUGUUGCCACUCUGUUUUUGGCACUAACUGUGUUGGUUCUUACUGGGAUCCUUUUGAGAAGUAAACUGAAAGGAAGAAAUGAGCAUCAACUACUGUGA